AUGACAUCAGAAGAAGAAACAAAGAUCCCUAUUACCACAUUAUCAAGAUUAUUUCAAACUGCUGUUUUUGAACAUGAAGAUUCUAAAAUUACUCAACAAACUUUAGAACUUUCAUCUGAAUAUUUAAAAAUGUUUAUUAGAGAGGCAAUUUUAAGAGCUAAUGAUGUUCGAGAAAAUCCAAAAGAUGCUAUUAAUAAAGGUGAUUCAGAUGCUUUACAAAAUCAAUUGAUUGGUGAUGUGUUAGAUGCUCAACAUUUAGAAGAAAUCGCAGGUUUACUUGUCUUAGAUUUUUGA
This is a messenger RNA of Hansenula ciferrii, 294 nucleotides long. It is a transcript of the gene MHF2, whose product is annotated as Mhf2p. Gene Ontology annotation, molecular function: protein heterodimerization activity. Lineage: Eukaryota; Fungi; Ascomycota; Saccharomycetes; Phaffomycetales; Wickerhamomycetaceae. Gene Ontology annotation, biological process: resolution of meiotic recombination intermediates; DNA repair; replication fork processing. The record is from RefSeq and is a predicted model, not a curated record. The transcript has a single exon. Gene Ontology annotation, cellular component: Fanconi anaemia nuclear complex; FANCM-MHF complex. Bases 1 to 294 code for a protein of 97 amino acids.